AAACAGGUGGGGCACCUACGCCAGGUGUAUUUGACUAUCAAAUAGCAGAGAUGUGCUGCUCAAGGCAAAUUUAGAGAACCUGUCUCUGAACAGCCAGAGAAAACAGACGGAAAACAGGAAAUAGACUAAUUACAAGACAUUUAACAGCACAACAGCCUGAUGAGAUCCAUUCGAACAUGAACUGGGGAUUUCUGGAGAAUGUGUUAAGCGGAGUAAACAAGUAUUCCACAGUCGUGGGACGGGUUUGGCUCUCAAUCCUCUUUGUUUUCCGGAUCCUUGUGUUUGUUGCCGCUGCCGAGCAGGUGUGGAAGGAUGAGUUCAAAGACUUUGUGUGCAACACGCAGCAGCCAGGCUGCGAGCAAGUCUGCUUUGACCACUUCUUCCCGAUCUCUCAAGUGCGAUUAUGGGCCAUGCAGCUCAUCAUGGUGUCCACACCUUCACUGCUCGUGGCACUGCAUGUGGCGUACAGAGAGCACAGAGAGAAGAAACACAAGACGAGGCUGUACCAGGACAAAGGCAGCAUAGACGGAGGGCUGCUGUUCACCUACAUUAUGAGUCUGGUUCUGAAAACAACCUUUGAGGUGACCACUCUCCUCGCUUUCUAUUACCUAUACAGUGGGUUCAACGUCCCUUGGUUACUGCAGUGUGACGAGAGUCCCUGUCCCAACACUGUGGACUGCUACAUCUCCAAAGCUACAGAGAAAAAGAUCUUUCUUUAUAUUAUGGGAUGCACGUCUAUUCUAUGCAUUGUACUGAAUGUGGUGGAGAUGGUGUAUAUUAUAUAUAAACAAUGUUGGAAAUGCUUCAGUAAGAGGUAUGUUCCUGUGAAUGAAAAAGGCAUCUGCCACGGUCGACCUCCUUCUACGUUCAUUGUCACUUCACACAUACUACAGCCGUUGUCCUCGUCAAAGGAGGGUGGGCUUCAUUCUGUUCCAGCUGGAAAGGAAAGUCCUAUACUUUCCUCUGCAUGAAAUGCAGGCAGUUGGAUUUUUUCAACAAGUCAAAAUAAUAGUAUGAGUAGGUUCGAAUAAAUUUAGAGAAAAAUUAACGAACCAACGAAUGAUGUUUUUACAAUUUUCAACCCCUAACCCAAACCCUAAACCUAACCAUGAUUUUAACAGGAAAAUAACUUUUGUGUAGCAAGAGAAACAGCAGGGUUUGCAGUGGAAAGAGGAAAGCGUAUUACAGGUUAUUGACAUGUAUCAGUUAUAUGUAUUGUGGAAAUUAAUAUAGAAUGAGAAACCAAAUGAUUUCUUUCUUAAAAUAAAGUGUUGAAUAGGAUGCUCGAUAAAAGAUGAUGUCUGUAUUGUAUCAGUUUGAAAUUCUGUUUGUUUAUUAGUUGGUCUCUAUGUCAAUAAAA
Molecule: messenger RNA, 1360 nt
Organism: Myxocyprinus asiaticus (Chinese sucker)
Lineage: Eukaryota; Metazoa; Chordata; Actinopteri; Cypriniformes; Catostomidae
Product: gap junction beta-7 protein-like
Exons: 2
Coding region: 177-971 (264 amino acids)
Biological process (GO): cell communication
Cellular component (GO): connexin complex
Source: RefSeq, a predicted model, not a curated record